GCUGAACAAAGCCUUAUCUCAAAAAAAAAAAAAAAAAUCACUUCUGAGCCAGAUCGCAUCUCUGCCGUGUACUUCCCAGUUUCUGCUCAGCCCUAUGGAGGGGAGGAAAAGGAAUCCUACAGGAGCCGUAUCGUAUCUUAACCAUCUUUCUUAUUGAUUCUCCCGCUAUUAGAAAGUAGAGGAAUCAGCCCUUUGAAGUGACCGUGUUUAUCUCUGCAUCUCUUUUGUUAUUUAUAGAGACCUAGAAGAGGAGAAAAGCGGGCGACUUUUCAACACCUCCUGUGGUUUUUUGGGGGAAGAAAAAAAAUCAACAACAGAUUUCCCCAAAAUGUUUGUGAACAAUUAAAAGGCAAAGGCGUUUUGAUCUAUCAGCUAAGUAAACAAUCACUGAUCCACAUCCUGAUAUUAUCGGCACCGGCAAGAUGACAGCUGCUUUUUCAUAUUUGAAUGUAAUAAAUAUUUUCUGCUUUUAAUAUAUUUCGGGGUCGCUCCCCUGUAUUCCCUGGAAUUUUAACUCUAAAAGAUUGGAGAAAAGAUUAUCGAAAAGGCUUUUACAAGCCUCCAAAAUGAUGCUGAGUCCAGACCAAGCCGCCGACUCGGACCACCCUAGCUCGGCGCACUCGGACCCGGAGUCCCUGAGCGGCGCGGACGCCAAGGUGCUGGGCAGCGUGUCGGACCUGGAGCCGGUGGAGGAGGCCGAGGGCGACGGCAAGGGCGGCGGCCGGGCCGCGCUCUACCCGCACCCGCAGCAGCUGAGCCGCGAGGAGAAGCGCCGCCGCCGGCGAGCCACGGCCAAGUACAGAUCGGCUCACGCCACCCGCGAGCGCAUCCGCGUGGAGGCCUUCAACCUGGCCUUUGCCGAGCUCCGCAAACUGCUGCCCACGCUGCCCCCGGACAAGAAGCUCUCCAAGAUCGAGAUCCUGCGCCUGGCCAUCUGCUACAUCUCUUAUCUCAACCACGUCCUGGACGUGUAGGGGCGGGCGCUACGGAGGCCGCGGGUCUGGAUGUCCGGGACCCCGAGACUCGGACGGUGGAAGAAGUUACCAACAUGUUGCGUUCUCUGGGCUCAGCAGGGAGAGGAGGGUGGAAGGUUUCUUACUCUGGAAGGUGGGGUUGUCUGGCAAGCUGUGGGGCUUGCAGGGGGGUGGCUUUCUCAGGCCUGCGGA
This is a messenger RNA of Pipistrellus kuhlii (Kuhl's pipistrelle), 1166 nucleotides long. RefSeq names its product nescient helix-loop-helix 2 (gene NHLH2). Gene Ontology annotation, biological process: regulation of transcription by RNA polymerase II. The coding region runs from base 567 to 974 and encodes 135 amino acids. The record is from RefSeq and is a predicted model, not a curated record. Lineage: Eukaryota; Metazoa; Chordata; Mammalia; Chiroptera; Vespertilionidae. Gene Ontology annotation, molecular function: RNA polymerase II cis-regulatory region sequence-specific DNA binding; DNA-binding transcription factor activity, RNA polymerase II-specific; protein dimerization activity. The transcript has 2 exons.